Ixodes scapularis (black-legged tick) is the source of this 1476-nucleotide messenger RNA. RefSeq names its product argininosuccinate synthase (gene Ass). NCBI's taxonomy places the organism in Eukaryota, Metazoa, Arthropoda, Arachnida, Ixodida, Ixodidae. Gene Ontology annotation, cellular component: cytoplasm. Gene Ontology annotation, molecular function: ATP binding; argininosuccinate synthase activity. The transcript is spliced from 13 exons. Bases 153 to 1385 code for a protein of 410 amino acids. Gene Ontology annotation, biological process: L-arginine biosynthetic process; urea cycle. The record is from RefSeq and is a predicted model, not a curated record.
CUAUCUUCGACAUCUCCCGUUGCAGACGUGGCGGAGAUUCGAGAGCCCUUUAUCGACUGAUAAACAAACCGAGAUAGCGGGUACGAGGUAGUCAAUCAGUCGUUCUAUCUCGCAGUCAUUCGGUAGAAACAUCGAGUAGCUGGGCUUCCAAGAUGGCGAAGACGGUCGUGCUGGCGUACAGCGGAGGGCUGGACACCUCGUGCAUCCUGGCCUGGCUCAUUGAAGAGGCAUACGACGUGGUCGCUUUCAUGGCGGACUUGGGCCAAGAAGAGGACUUCCAGGCAGCCGAGAAGAAAGCUUUGGGAAUAGGGGCGAAAAAGGUGAUCGUGAAGGACGUGCGCGCCGAGUUCGUGUCGGACUUCGUGUUCCCGGCCGUCCAGUCCGGGGCCGUGUACGAGGACCGCUACCUGCUGGGCACCGCCUUGGCUAGGCCGUGCAUUGCGCGAGCCCUGGUGGCCGUGGCCACGGCAGAAGGCGCCAAGUUCGUGUCCCACGGGGCCACGGGCAAGGGCAACGACCAGAUACGCUUCGAGCUGGCCUGUGCCGCGCUCAAGCCGGACGUCCUGGUGAUAGCUCCGUGGCGGAUGCCUGAGUUCUACAACAGGUUCAAGGGCCGCCAGGACCUCUUUGAAUACGCCAAGAAACACCACAUCGAUCUCCCAGUGACGCCAAGCGCUCCCUGGAGCAUGGACGCCAACAUCAUGCACGUGAGCUACGAGUCUGGCAUACUGGAGGAUCCGUACCUCUCUGCUCCGGAAAGUCUCUAUUCGAUGACUACAGACCCCAAGGAAGCUCCGAAUGAUCCCGACACACUGGAAAUCGAGUUCAAGAACGGCAAGCCGACCCAGGUUACUAACACUCGAACGCAGACCAUCAAGGUGGAACCCCUGGAACUUUUCACCUACCUUAAUGAGAUAGGGGGGCGCCACGGUAUCGGUCGUAUCGACAUCGUCGAAAACAGAGUGAUCGGCAUGAAGUCACGAGGCGUCUACGAAACCCCGGCUGGAACCAUCUUACACGCGGCCCAUCUUGAUCUUGAGGUUUUUACAAUGGACAAGGAAGUCCGGAGGAUAAAACGCGACCUGUCUUCGAAGUUUGCCGAGCAGGUGUACGGCGGCCUGUGGUACAGCCCGGAAGCGGGUUUCACGCGGUCGUGCCUGUCGCUGUCUCAGGCCUGCGUCACCGGGACCGUCCGACUGGACCUCUUCAAGGGCCAGGUUUACAUCCGAGGCCGCUGGGCUCCCAACUCCCUGUACAACCGGGAGCUGGUCAGCAUGGACGUGCAAGGAGAGUACACGCCUUCCGACGCCGAUGGCUUCAUCAAGAUCCAGGCUCUCAGGCUCAAGGAAUGGCAUCGUGUGAACAAGACAGCCGAGCAACCUUGAAAAAAAAAAAGAAUUAUGAUUGCAAUGACACCUUGGGUGCCCCUGAGUCUAGGUGCAUCCUAAAUUAGUAAAUAAAAAAAAAACAGGUAGA